AUGAAAAACCUCAAAGCUUUACUAGGAAGUACGGAGGUUUCUCCUAAGCUUUUGAAACCAUACAUACAGGAAACUUCUUCUCUUUUAAAAAACUUCAAUCCUCUAGAACGUUAUAAUUUAAAAGAAAACUUCAAUGCCCUCGCAAGUUUUGAAAAUGGGGAGAAAGUCUGGACGGAAGAUGCCUUCAUUACCUUUUUUGGAAUCCCUGAUACCUUGCAGCUUUCUUCUUUUUUUUAUCGAGCAGCCUGUUAUUUUGGCUCUCAUAAUCGAAAUCGUGAUUGCUUAACAUUUUCAGCUCUUGCAAGGUUUAUAGCUUGCAUUACGGAAAGACAUCGGAAUGUAUGGAGUGAGGACAAAAGAUAUUCACUCAUUUUCCAAAGUUGGUGCGACUCGAUUCCUCAAGAAAACAAGGGUAUACUCAAUGAAACUUACGAUCGAAAGACAGUUCGAAAUGUGGGGAAAAAGACGCCUGAUGCCAAGCAUUUUCCUCGUAUGCGAAUUACUAACUUCCAUCGAAUCUGUAUACUUGCUUUGUGUAUAGUCGAUCUUCAGCCGGGGGAAUCCAUUGGUAACCAUAUAAACAGAUUUUCUAUUCCAUAUUACAAGAAAGCAGAAAACGUUGCUGAUAUUCUGAUCUGUGGGAUGAAGAAAGACGGGUCCACGCCGCUUUUGCUUUUCGAUGACUUUAUGACUUUUUUAGACGAAAAUCCGUUCUUACUCAAUCAUCUAGGAUGUCUAUUUGACUAUAUCCUUUAUUCCCAACCGCAUGCUCAACCGGCUCAAAUUGAUGAAUUAUGUUUCAACUCCUUCUCUGUCUUAGACCCUCUUCUUUAUGCCCAAUUGCGCUUAUGUAUUCCCAAUUCCUCGUUCAAUUACAAAAACUUGAUUAGUCUUUUUAACUCUAAUAAUCAUGGCUACUCAAUGUCCGCAAUUGAACGUCGCGUAUUAAAUUUUAAUGAACCUACUAUCCUGCUGUUUAAGGGUCAUAGGAUUUCCGAGAAGAAAAGAAAUUCUCGGCAAUUGGCAUUUGAAAAUAAAUACCCUAAAAAGUAUUCAAAUGAUUCUCAUCAAUGCACGGAAAUACUGGACUUAUUUGAAAAUCAUGAACCUGUAGAAGAAUCCCCAGUUGUUCUUGGUGCGUACAUAACAACUCCGUGGAAACAGUCUCAAUCUGAGUUUUUCGGUAACUCAAAUUCCUUUCUUUUUCAGCUUCGGCCAAGACAUCAAGUGUUUCGUGCUACAAGAAAGGAAUCCAGUUUCUGUAUAUUCGAUAAAACUUUAGGCAUCUGCUUUGGACUAAGGCGGAACCAUGUCACGAACGAUUUGCUAGUGGAAAGUCCUGGAGUAAACAUGCUCAUCGAUGACAGUCUAGAGUACGGAUUUUUUAGACACGCUGGGCAUGGGGCAUUUGAAGAAGGAAAGCAAUUAUCGGGAGCGCUGUUUGAAGAAAGGUUCUUAAUUCAUAAUCUUGAAGUAAUCGGAAUCAAAAAGUCGUGUGAUCUGGAAAAUACCAUCAAGCUUGGAAAAUGA
Messenger RNA from Schizosaccharomyces osmophilus, 1530 nucleotides. RefSeq names its product V-type ATPase inhibitor and disassembly protein linked to MTOR (gene rtc5). The transcript has 3 exons. The record is from RefSeq and is a predicted model, not a curated record. Lineage: Eukaryota; Fungi; Ascomycota; Schizosaccharomycetes; Schizosaccharomycetales; Schizosaccharomycetaceae. Bases 1 to 1530 code for a protein of 509 amino acids.